CCGACAUAAUAGGUUCCGCGAGCCGGGUCCCCACCGUAGGUAUAUAUUAUCUUUAUUCAGUGUAAUCUACAGCGUUCUGUCGAACGAAACGUGUUUGUAAACUGAUAAUAAAAGACAAUGGACAACGUUGUAUUUUAUUAUUUCCCGCUCAAAGCGAUGGGAGAGAGCAGCCGUCUGCUCCUCGCGUACGGAGGGCAGAAAUUCGACGACCGACGUGUGCCCAAGGAGGAGUGGAUGGAACUUAAACCAAAUACACCGUUCGGCCAGAUGCCAGUACUCGAGAUAAACGGCAAAAGACACGGGCAAAGUGUAGCUAUAGCCCGCUACCUGGGUCGCAAGUACGGUCUCGCGGGAGACAGUAUUGAAGAGGACUUUGAGAUUGACCAGAAUGUGGAUUUCUUUGGCGAUAUUCGUAUAAAAGCAGCCAACGUGUUCCACGAGACAGAUCCUGAGUUAAAAAAGAAGAAACAUGAAGAACUAGAGAAUAAUUACUACCCUGAUGCUUUGAAACGUCUUCACGACAUCGUGACCAAGAAUAACGGCCAUAUUGCUCUGGGCAAGUUAACUUGGGGUGAUUUUGUCAUCGCCGGAAUGUACGACUGUUUCAAAAUGCUUCUUCAGAUCCCAGACUUUGAGGAAAAAUACCCAAACAUUAAGAAGUUGCAUGAUAAUGUAGUUUCUCUGCCUCGCGUGAAGGAAUAUUGUGAUGCUGCCCCUAAAUGUGAUUUUUAAGAUAUUUUAAAACCAAGGUUUUAUCAAAAAACAUAUUUUUUAUUAUUAUAUUUUUUAUAUCAUGCAAUUAUCUUUAGAUAUAAGUAGUUAUAAUGUUAUGGGAUAUUUUUUACUUAUUUUGUUAAUUUGUUAUACCUAGUAAAAAAUGCUUUAUGUAAUACUACCUUUACAGCCUGAAUA
Colias croceus (clouded yellow) is the source of this 912-nucleotide messenger RNA. Its product is annotated as glutathione S-transferase 2-like. Gene Ontology annotation, biological process: glutathione metabolic process. The coding region runs from base 118 to 732 and encodes 204 amino acids. NCBI's taxonomy places the organism in Eukaryota, Metazoa, Arthropoda, Insecta, Lepidoptera, Pieridae. The transcript has 5 exons. The record is from RefSeq and is a predicted model, not a curated record. Gene Ontology annotation, molecular function: glutathione transferase activity.